AUGCCCCGAGCCGCCUCGCCGCCGCUGCUGCUACUGCUGCUGCUCGCCCUGGCCCAGCGCCGCGCCUGCCUCCCCGCGCCUGCUACGGCCGCGCCCCCCGGGUCGGACCCGUGUCUCAGCCGGCCUUGCCGUAACAACGGCACCUGCUUCCCCGCCGCGCCCCGCCGCCUCUCGUCCGCGGCCGCCUACCGCUGCGCCUGCCCGCCGGGGGUCAGCGGCGCCUCCUGCCAGUUCAUUUCAGACCCUUGUGCCAGCAACCCCUGUCACCAUGGUAACUGCAGCAGCAGUGGGGAUGGCUACCUCUGUGCCUGCAGUGAUGGCUAUGAAGGAGCAAACUGCGAGCUCUCUCGGCACAGCCCUCCACUCCCCGAGCAGGCAGAGGCAUCAUCUCCUCGACAAAGCAGGCCUGUCACCUCCACGCUGGAGCCUGAAGUCAUUCUGCCUCACUCACGAGCAACAGUGACGCUACCUACGUGGCAGCCAAGGGCGGGACAGAAAGUUGUGGACCUGAAAUGGGAUGAAAUCGAGAUACUUCCAGAUGUGGCUUGUGGAAAUGCCAGUUCCAAUACCUCUGCUGGAGGCCGUCUUGUCUCCUUUGAAGUUCCACAGAAUACAUCAAUAAAAAUAAGACAAGAUGCUACUGCUUCGCUUAUCCUACUAUGGAAGGUGACAACUGCUGGAUUUAAGCAGUGUUCGCUCAUUGAUGGCAGAAGUGUCACUCUUCUCCAGGCACUGGGUGGACUUGUACUUUCUGAAGAAAUGCUUGCGUUAGGAAACAACUACUUUAUUGGUUUUUUGAAUGACUCAGUUACUAAGUGCAUUGUGGCUUUACGGUUGACUGUGAUAGUGAAAGUCAGUACCUGCCUGCCUGCGGGAAGCCAUUUAGAUAAAUUCCAGUGUUCAGGGAAAGGAAAAUGUAUCACGAAACCAGAUGAGGCAACGUUUUUCUGUGAGUGCGAGGAUGAAUACUGGGGCCCCCUGUGUGAGGAAUUUGAUGCUUGUCAAAGCCAUCCCUGCCAGAACAACGCAACCUGCACCGACCUAGCACAGAAACACAACGGGAACAAUUUCACCUGCAGCUGCCUGCCUGGUUACACCGGAGAGCUGUGCCAGUCAGAGAUUGAUCACUGCAUCCAGCAGCCAUGCCAAAAUGGAGGCACUUGUUCAUCCAACAUCCAUGGAUUCACCUGUCAGUGCCCAGAAGGGUUUUUAGGAAUCUCCUGUGAAGAAAAAGUAGACCCUUGUGCAUCAAAUCCCUGCCAGAACAAUGGAACUUGUUAUGCAGAUAGACUUGUCUACUCGUGCAGUUGUAGUUCUGGAUUUACAGGACCUACGUGUGCUCAGCUUAUUGACUUCUGUGCUCUGAAUCCUUGUGCACAUGGCAUCUGUCGCAGUGUUGGAACCAGUUACAAAUGCCUCUGUAGUCCCGGUUUGUACCAAACAAAGUUGGUUUUUUGCUUUUUUUUUUUUUGUCUCCUGAUACAAGGUGAAGAAUGUGAAAUUGACAUUAACGACUGUGACAGCAACCCAUGUCACCAUGCUGGAACUUGCAUAGAUCAGCCCGGUGGUUACACUUGUCACUGUCCACAUGGGUGGGUUGGUGCAAACUGUGAAAUACAUCUGCAGUGGAAGUCCGGGCACAUGGCAGAGAGCCUCACAAACAUGCCUCGUCACUCCCUUUACAUCAUAAUUGGGGCUCUCUGUGUAGCAUUCGUCCUGAUGCUGAUUAUUCUAAUUGUGGGAAUAUGUCGCAUCAGCCGUAUCGAAUACCAAGGCUCUUCCAGGCCAGCCUACGAAGAGUUUUACAAUUGUAGAAGCAUCGACAGUGAAUUCAGUAAUGCAAUUGCUUCUAUCCGACAUGCCAGGUUUGGCAAGAAAUCCCGACCUGCAAUGUAUGAUGCAACCCCCAUUGCUUAUGAAGAUUACAGCCCUGAUGACAAACCUUUGGUUACGCUGAUUAAGACAAAAGAUUUGUAACCUAGUGAAUCUUUUUUGGAUUAUUUUUCAAAAGGAUGGGCUACUAACCUAAUUUAAAUAUUUUUAAGAAGAAAGCAUAAGAAAUUUAAAACCAUUAGAUGCUUCAGAAUUUUCUGUAGAAUAUUUAAGAACCAAUUUUCUGCAGCUUUUAGUUUGGAAAAAUAUUUUAAAACAGAAUUUGUGAACUUCAUGAAUUACAUUUUAAUGUACCUUGAGCUCUAUAAACUAUAAGCUUAUGAUAGUGUGUGCUUUUUUCUUGGUAGACACUAUUACUAAACCCAGAUUGAGUUUCUUGUGCUUGUUACAGAACAGAAAACAAUAAUUAAUGAGGAGUUCUUUAUGACAUGUCAGUGCCAGCUUUCUCAGUAGAGGUAGGAAAAAUGUGAAGCAUAAUAUGAUAUAUAAUAUAUCCAUUAAUUAAAAAAGUCUAAAAUGUUUGUGUUGUGAAGAAGAAACUAGUAAAAAUGAUUAUUCCUAAUUGAAUGAAUUAGCUUUCGCCUUAUUCCAUGCAUGGAUAGAUAGCCUAUUUCUCCAUUAUUUCCUGAAAGUUGCUGGAACAUACUCUUGAGUUGAUGUUUGACAUUUUUGUAAUAGUAUUCAGGCUAGGCCUUGUAUAAUAAUUAAAGUGCCUCUUGAGGCAAAGUAAGGGCACGAUCCUUUAAGCAUUGAAAUCAAUGAAAAAACUUCCAUUGACUUCAGUGGGCAUGGGAUUAGAUCCUACAAUUGGACUGAAUCUAUAUUUUUCUUUAAAGGUUGAAGUUUUUUAUAUUGUGAGUAACCUAAGCAUAUGGUUUGAGUUGUUUGUUUCCUAAGGUUGUUGAUGUACAGUAUUGUUUCAUGAAAUAUUGUGUAUUUCUCAUAGUGCUUCUAAUUUAGGGUCAGUAUGGUUUAUUUGUGGCUGUAUUUGAUUGCUUAUGGUCUUAAAAUUCUCGCUUAUUUCAGAAAAUGUUGAAUAAAUGUUAUCAAGUGAAGAUUGCAGUUGUUUCUUUUGUUUUUCUUCAUUUGAAAAGGUUGCCUGUAAAUCUGAAAGGACGUGAAUGUAUCAUGCUAUAAAUAAUGCCUGAGAGGAUAUUUCAGCUGUUAAUAUCUGAAAGCUAAAAAAAAACACAG
Messenger RNA from Centrocercus urophasianus (Greater sage-grouse), 3087 nucleotides. RefSeq names its product delta/notch like EGF repeat containing (gene DNER). Gene Ontology annotation, biological process: heterophilic cell-cell adhesion; establishment or maintenance of epithelial cell apical/basal polarity. Gene Ontology annotation, molecular function: calcium ion binding. Gene Ontology annotation, cellular component: protein-containing complex; plasma membrane. The record is from RefSeq and is a predicted model, not a curated record. Bases 1 to 1977 code for a protein of 658 amino acids. Lineage: Eukaryota; Metazoa; Chordata; Aves; Galliformes; Phasianidae. The transcript has 11 exons.